Molecule: messenger RNA, 3760 nt
Organism: Homalodisca vitripennis (glassy-winged sharpshooter)
Lineage: Eukaryota; Metazoa; Arthropoda; Insecta; Hemiptera; Cicadellidae
Product: meteorin-like protein
Exons: 5
Coding region: 292-1224 (310 amino acids)
Molecular function (GO): hormone activity
Source: RefSeq, a predicted model, not a curated record
GGCCUCAGAUGUAGUUUAGUCAGUGUCGUUUCGAACAACGAAGAGGUGAGGUCUGUGCUUGUCUUCCUGUGAUUGUUUUAAUGUUUUUCUUAUUUACUGUGCAAUUUUAAUUAUUUCUACUAACUAUAAAAACUGUAUAAUAUUCCGUGUAGGUUAGGCGGGAGUUUUUCAAUUGUGAAAAAAUGGCGACAAAAAAGUGACGAUACUUCCGACCGAUUUCGAAUCCUCGCGAUUUUCCCAAAAGUGCCCUUGGAUUACCAUGUGUUCAGUGGUGGUGACGUGACGGAUGCGAUGACGUACAGGAGGCCGAGAGGAAGGCUAAGACCGGGACGGACUACUCCUUCCGUCUGCGCCGUUUUGGCGGUUUUCGUCUGGACUUUUACAUUUUUCGGUGCCUCUCUGGCAACAGUGAUGGGAGAGGAGUGCGACUGGAGUGGAAGUGGCCUGCACCCUGCUAAGGGCGUGACGCCUGUAUACUUGAGGUGCUCUCAGGGCCGUGUCACGUGGAGCUACCCGGGAGGUGCAUUGAGGGUACUGCUGAGGCUGGGCUCCUCCGGGAGGGAAUUCCGGGGAUGCAUCAAAUCUUCCGCAGGAUGGGCGGGAGCUCGCGUCUUUCUGGAAGGCCCAAGAUCACUCGUCAGACUGAUUGACCAAGAAGAUUCUAGGCAGAAAGUGAGGUGUUUCCAUUCGAGGGGUGGCCAGGCUGCCUUGUACGUGGAGGCCACUGGAGCGGCAACCUUCCCGAAGCAGGUCGCCGAACUGUACUAUGAUCUGGAAGCGCUACCCAGACAUAAGGGCUCCUAUGACCCAGCUGAAGAAUGCAGACCGUGUCUCAAAGAGGAGAUGACGCAUGCGUACUGCACAAGCGAACUUGUUACCAGAGGUAUCAUCAGAGCUAUCGAGAACCAGGAAGAUGCUCAGACGUCAUCAGUGACGGUAAAGGUCACCAAGCACCUCCGACACUCCUCCUCAGGAGUGACGUCAUGGUCAAGCGAGGAAGAAGAGGAGGAAAACUCUGUCCUGCCAGGAGGCAGAGAGACCCUGGUGGAACUGACGGUGCCAGGACAUUGCGGCGCCAAGCACGGUACCGGGGAAUUUGUAUUCAUGGCCAGAAGAAAGCUCGGGGAUCUCAGCAUCACUUGCGCUCCAAGACUGGAAGACUGGGUGGAAGUAGUUCGAUCUGAGAACCUGAGUGGGAGUGCAAACUGCGUUCUGAUUAGUUAAUCCAUUCGGGAAUAUUUUGGUGCUGUGUUUUCUGAAGAAAAAGUGCCUUUCUUGGCGUCACUGUUGCUGUGAUCUUUCGUCUUUUAGGCGUGCCAAACAAGUUUUUAAUAACUAAAGCCUAUUCUUAAAUGGACCAAACAAGCAUUCCUUAAAGAUUGUGAAUUUAUUGCAACACAAGGAAUAUGCUUAGGACCUUUGGUAUUUUUGUAGAAUCAGCACCUGAUGAGUUUUGAUUGUUCAUUGAUUCGCGAUAUUUUGCAAUUCUGAAGGGUUCCAGUGCUAUAAAUACCCUUCUGAAAAAUAUAGAAUACCAUGUUUUGUUGUUACUUUACAAGUUAAGAAUAGUGCUUGAAAUUGUUUGACUAAUAAAUAGUUCACUGUUUAUGUUUGAAAUACUCGCAAUACAUUUUUGGGUGAAAUUUAAAUAACAUAUUUUGUAAUAAACCAAACAUUUGGUUUUUUUUCUCACAACAUAAAAUAGUGUCACUUUUUAAUUUCACAAAAGAGUUUAUGAAGUUACUUUUCAGUUUGAAGUGGCUUAGGCUUACUCAUUUCUUCUUUCUAAAUGGUCAUAUAUUAGGCACUUGUUUUAAUUUGUUUUGUAUUCAUUCAUAUUGAUGUGUGUUUUAAAUUCUGUGAUAAAAUCAUGAGAUGUUCCAUGCUGUGUAGGUUAGGUGUAUUAAACCAGAUUGUAAAUAAUUUUAAUGUAUUUGUACAAAUACUUUAUUUAGUUGGACCAAUCGAGUAUUGCUGGUGAACUGAUAGAGGGGUUUCCUCUUUUGUUGUCCAAUUUUCUAAGGCUGUUAUUUAACAACUAAAUUGAUUUUAAGUUGUAUUUUUGUACAUUGUAGAAGCAUACACGCCAAUAAUAUAUUUUUUUUUAAUUUGUGAAACCUUUCAUUUACAAAGAAAACAUCAUCAGACCCACAACUGAAAUUAAAGUUGUUACAAUAAUAAUAUAAUAUACAUCCUGGUUUUAAAAUACUUUCUCCUUUAAUUUUUUAAUGAUAUGUGAUUUUAUUUAAACACAAAAUUGUGUAUACUAUUAUAAGCACUUUAAUUUCAGUUGUGGGUCUGAUAAUACUUUCUUUGGAAACAAAAGGCCCGAUACAAGUAAAAAUGUUGUUAUUGGAGUGUUUCUUUUUUAAUUAGUAUUGUUGUAUAUUAAAAUCACUAUCAAGAGUAUAUAAGUUAAAUCACCAGGCAUUCUAUUAACAAAGCUGCAUAAUUCUUUUACAUAACCAAACUCUCAACUAGAGAUACUAUUUAUCUUCCAGAAAUUGUAAUUCAAUAAUGAAUUUAACUUUUCGCUUAUUUUAACCUUCUGAUUAGAAUUGUUUACAUUGUAUUAAUUUUGUUUCAUUCAUUAAAAACAAUAGUAAUUUUAAUCAUAUUUAUUAAUUGAUUAAUACAAACUUAUCUUAGAUUUAUUUCAGAUUAAUCAGUUCAUUAUUGUUUAUGUCAUAUCACUAAAAUUCCAUAUAUGUAUAAUAAUUGUUGUAUGAUUAAAAUUAAUACAACAAUUAUUAUUAGAAUACUGUUGCCUAUUUGUAUUAAAUUUUUAAGUAUGUUGCAAGUUUUACAUCUAUAAAGAGAGUAAUUGUUAAUGGAAUUGCAUUUUACUAUACUGUAAAGUAAUGUAUAAAUAUUUUAAUUCAUUUGUAUAAAUGUAAAAUUAAUUACAUAAAAAUAGUACAUAUUGUAAUUAGUUUUUUGAAAUUAUUUGUUUAUUAUAUUUUUAUUGUAUAUGAUGUAUAUUGUAUAGUACUAGAUAUAAAGUCGUUACUUAUAUUCUGUUGUUGUUUGUGCAAUAUUUUAUAUUGAUAAACUGGGAAAUAGUGAAUUGUUGAGUUUUAUUCAUUAAUUUUUUUAAUUUCAGAAAUAUUUGACAUUACUUUUUCUUUUACAAUAAUUUACUAUUUUAAAAUGCUUCAAGAGCUUUUUUAUUAUCUGUUUUUGGUGUAUUUUUUAUAAUAAUCUCUAUUAUUUGUCUUACCUCUUUAUUACUUCGGGUUGAAUUUGCAAUGUUUUACUGUAAGUAUUUUAUACCAAAAAUAUUUUAUAUGUUUUUACAUAUUUUGUGAAUUCCUUGUGCCAAAUUGUAUUGCUACAGAUUAUUUCGUUCUUGUCUGUUUCUUGCUAACCACUAACCUAUUGUUUAAUUUAAUUUGUCUUAUACUUUAUAUCAUGAGCAGGGCCAUAACUACAAAGAGAUUAUGUAUGUCAUAGGUAGUAUGUCACCCUUCAACAAUCAGGUUUAUUGGGUGAAUAGGGGUUAAAUAAUGACCAUCUGUGCAGCGCCAGAUAGGUUGACAUAUAAUGUAUUAAAAUACCUCUCUUCUAGGGUGUCAGGAACUAUAGUUACAGCCCUGCUCAUGAGCUGGAAAUAUUCUAAUACUGUACAGUUUCUAUAUAUGUGCCAUGGUGCCUUGAAGUGAAUACAUUCGUUGUUUUUGUACAUUUUGUGAUCUCAUUCCAUAUAGAAAAAAUGUAUUUUAUUGUACAGAAAUUAAAUAAAAGUGAAUUUUAUUUUAAA